Molecule: messenger RNA, 1087 nt
Organism: Drosophila arizonae
Lineage: Eukaryota; Metazoa; Arthropoda; Insecta; Diptera; Drosophilidae
Source: RefSeq, a predicted model, not a curated record
GACGCGAUUUGUAUACAGUUUUGAUUACAAUUCUUUUUGCGCUGCUUGCGGUUUUGUUGAUACGCUGGGCGACAUAGGCAUUGAGUCGGCAUUUUAUUGAUUACAUAUGGCAAACUGGCGCUUGGCACGCAACGCCGGCCCCCAAACCAAGGACAUAAACGACCCCCAUAUGGACAGGCGACAUUAACGUGUUUUGUUUGGAUUUCGUGUGUGUGUUUGUUUGUUUGUGGAUGUUGAUUUUUGUAUUUGGCGAAUCAAGACCAAAACGACGGUUGAGCCGCUCAAAUUGUGUUUGUUGUUUUAGUUAUCCCUCGGCCAUUCACUCAGUGCCGUGCAUGUGUAAAACUCGCAUUUAACGCGUGCGUUUGUGUGACUAACCCAAAGCAAUUACCAUUAGCAUAACUAAUUCAUAUUUCAUAUCAAAUUGAAAACAAAUAAUUCAAACAUGUCGACUACAGUGAAUACUAAUUCCGAGUCCGCGGCCAAUGGCCGCUCCGAAACCGAUCGCAUUUCCUCCCUCGAGCUGCAGUCGAGCAAACGGAUGCUGUAUUUCAGCGAUGGCGUCAUGGAGGAGCCCUCCUCCAGCGAUAGCGACGGCGAGCCGGACGUGCCCGAUAAGGGUUACGAUGCCCAAUUGGAGCGCGAACUGCCGCUCGGGCCGCGCCUACGUUACAAAGCCACCAAGGUGGGCCACAAUAUAUUGGCCGGCAUUGAUUACGUUGGCGGCGGCCUUGCCUCAUUCCUGGGCAUUACAAACUCGAAGUAUGCCAGCGAACUUAAAUACCAUCAGCGUGCCAAGGAGCAGGCCGAGGCCGAGGCCGCGACCGACGAGGACCUUGAUAAUUGGCAAGCGAACGGCAACGGGAGAAGUGGCAACAACAACAACAAUCGAGGCGAUACAAUUGUGGUUUGUGCACCCGCUCGACGCGACGUGACCGCAGCGUUGCCACCCAGUCGACAAUAAUACUUGAACUAGCGAUGAACUCCAUUUGCGGCAGCUCAAAUAUAAGAGAAACGCAGAAGUCGUAUAAGACACGAAAAUGCUCAUCAGGUAAAAUUGUAAAAAGAAAAUUGUAUAUACCAAAAA